AUGUCGUCUACUUCGUCAGUUACAUGCGCAGCACCUAGUCAUGUUUACGCUGGGGUCAUUUCAAAUAAAACAGACAAACCAGUAUUAUGCACAAUACAUUACUCAUCGGGUCCAAACCGUCAACAUGAAGAAUCAAUUUCAGUAAAACUCGACUGUGGUGGUCAAGUUUGUAUACCCGAACGAGAGUAUCAACCGACGCCUGAGACUCCAUUUAUUUGCCGUAAAAUUAUUAGUCGAUUGGAUGUACAAACCGAAGAACAAACGUUCUCAGUUGAACAACCAUUUGAUGGUGUAACAUAUCCGGUUACGGAGUGGAAGUUCGAUGUGCACAACGAUCAUAUCGCUUCGAUUAAUCCAAAUGCACGAAUUAAAACGCGCGAGUCCACUGAAUAA
Adineta ricciae is the source of this 393-nucleotide messenger RNA. The record is from the annotation of a GenBank genome assembly. NCBI's taxonomy places the organism in Eukaryota, Metazoa, Rotifera, Eurotatoria, Adinetida, Adinetidae.